Messenger RNA from Penicillium paradoxum, 378 nucleotides. RefSeq lists its product as uncharacterized. The transcript has 2 exons. NCBI's taxonomy places the organism in Eukaryota, Fungi, Ascomycota, Eurotiomycetes, Eurotiales, Aspergillaceae. The record is from RefSeq and is a predicted model, not a curated record. The coding region runs from base 1 to 378 and encodes 125 amino acids.
AUGGGUGGAUCUGACACCGGAUUUACCAUGAACUACGACAUGACACAGAAGUUGGGCUGUAACGCUUGCUCUGAAAUUGAGAACAAAUCCAAAUACUGGGUCGCUUCUCUCUAUUACCAUGCCCAGAAUGGAAGUUCAUUCAAGUUCCUCAGAAUGGGGGAGCUUUACUAUACUCGCCCUGAUCCAACCACAUAUGGGACCAUCGUAACCCCACCAACAGGGCUCCGCAUGAUUGCAGGAGGUCCAUUCGAUCGCCGGUAUAAGGACACUAUCCAAAUCGAUGCGAGAUGCUUUGCCUGUCUCAACUGUAAUGGUCCAGGAAUGCUACAAACAAACGGAUCCCCAACGACAAACUGUCCAAAUGGCCUUCGCGCCUAA